Messenger RNA from Aricia agestis (brown argus), 5540 nucleotides. It is a transcript of the gene Prosap, whose product is annotated as SH3 and multiple ankyrin repeat domains protein 3. Gene Ontology annotation, cellular component: dendritic spine; postsynaptic membrane; postsynaptic density. The transcript has 24 exons. The record is from RefSeq and is a predicted model, not a curated record. The coding region runs from base 219 to 3776 and encodes 1185 amino acids. Gene Ontology annotation, molecular function: synaptic receptor adaptor activity; ionotropic glutamate receptor binding. Lineage: Eukaryota; Metazoa; Arthropoda; Insecta; Lepidoptera; Lycaenidae.
AUCUGUACUCCGUGUGGACGUGUAGUUCGUCGCUCCAACGUAGCCCGCGUAAAUAUUUUUGUAAAUACCUAAUUACCGUGAUUCUUCUCGGAUUGUGUACUAGUGGAUUAGUUCUGACUUCUGUGUACGUGCAUGUGUGUGUGUAACUAGUUAUCGUUUUCUUGUGCCACGACCCUGUUUUUGGAUUUUCUAUCGGAGUAUUGUAAUGGCGUAGCGUAAUGGAGGGCGAGUGCUCGGAGGAGGGUUGGGUGCUGGUGCGCGUGCACGUGCCCGAGCUCAACGUGCAGAAGUCGCUGCAGUUCUCGCGCGACCAGCUCGUGUGGGACGUCAAGCAGCAGUGCCUGGCGGCGCUGCCCAAGGUGGCCACUUGGUACCGGGAGCUGAAGGAGAGCUUCAACUAUGGGUUGUUCUGUCCCCCGGUCAACGGCAAGGCGGGCAAGUUCCUGGACGAGGAACGCCGGCUCGGGGACUACCCCUUCAACGGCCCUGUAGGGUACCUUGAGCUGAAGUACAAGCGACGCGUGUACAAGAUGCUGAAGCUGGACGAGAAGACCCUGAAGGCGCUGCACUCGCGCGCCAACCUGCGCCGCUUCAUCGAGCACGUCACGCACGGACAGACCGACAAGAUCACCAAGUCCUGCGCCAAGGGACUCGACCCCAACUUCCACUGCCAGGACACCGGCGAAACACCACUAACGAUCGCCGCCGGUCUAAAGUCACCAUCGAAAGUAUUGAUAUCCCUCGUGAACGGUGGGGCGCUGCUGGACUAUAGAACUAAAGAUGGAAGCACAGCAAUGCAUAGAGCCGUCGAGAAGAACUCUUUGGAAGCCGUCAAAACUCUUCUGGAGCUGGGCGCGUCACCGAACUACAAGGACGGGAAGGGUCUGACCCCACUCUACUUGUCUGUUACCAAUAAAACUGAUCCGUUACUGUGCGAAACCCUGCUUCAUGAUCACGCGACUAUCGGAGCGACAGAUUUGCAAGGAUGGCAGGAGGUGCACCAGGCAUGUCGCAACGGCCUCGUCCAACAUCUGGACCACCUUCUCUUCUACGGGGCUGACAUGAACAGCCGUAACGCGUCAGGAAACACACCUCUCCACGUGUGCGCUGUCAACGCGCAGGACUCCUGCGCUCGCCAGCUGCUGUUCAGAGGAUGUGAUAAAGAGUCGCUCAAUUUCGCCAAUCAGACUCCUUACCAGGUGGCAGUAAUAGCUGGAAACUUAGAAUUAGCUGAAGUUAUAAAGAGUUACAAAUCCGAAGAAGUCGUGCCGUUUCGUGGUCCACCGCGCUACAAUCCGCGGCGGCGGUCGGGCGCGUGGGGCGCCUGGGGCUGCGCGGGGGACAGGGGGUCUCUCGCGUCCUCUACGCGCAUCCCCGCCGAGCUGGACGCGCUGCUGCGGGGCUGCGACCGCCCCUUCGACCGCCCCUUCUCCUCCGCCUCCUCGUCCAUCGACAGCCAGGACGACGCCAGCAUCAUCACAGAGUCAUCGGGCGUGGGCACGAGCACGUGCAGCACGGAGGCGUCCUCGAUGGGGGCGACGGUGGUCUGCCUGCAGCCCUACGAGCCCACCGCCCACAACCAUAUCCGCCUCUGCCAGGGAGACAUCAUUGAAGUGUCGUCUGCGACUGACGACGGGUUGCUAGAGGGCGUGGUGCGGGGGACGGGCGCGGCGGGGCUGUUCCCCGCGCGCUGCGUGCACGAGGUGCGGAUGCGGCAGAACCAACAACAUCAGAUGGUGCCGGGUGGGCAGACGCGCGUGGCGGGCCGCCGCGAGAUGGCGCUCAGCAAAACCUACUCCGCCACCGCGCCGAGAAUUAAAAAGACGUACGACAGCAACGAGGUAACAGAGUCGCCGUGCGACGGGCGGCGCACAGUGGUGUUACACCGCGCGCGCCGGGGCUUCGGCUUCGUGCUGCGAGGGGCGAAGGCAGCGUCGCCCCUCAUGGAGCUCCGCCCCUCGGAGCGGUGCCCCGCGCUCCAGUAUUUAGACGACGUCGACGCCGGCGGAGUCGCCGAUCGGGCCGGACUGAGGAAAGGCGACUUCUUGUUGGCGAUCAACGGCGAGGACGUGUCGGCGGCGUCGCACGAGCACGUGGUGGAGCUGAUCCGCAGCUCCGGCGCGCUCGUCUCCAUGACCGUCGUGUCGCUCAACGCCGGAGCCCUGGAGGGUCAGUGCAGUGUGCCGGCGAGCAAGUCGCAGGGCCAGCUGGCGAGCGGCCGCCCCUACGCCGCCACGCUGCCGAGAAAAGCCGCCGGUGGACGAAGUCCCGCGCCGGCGCCGCCGCGCCGCGACCCGCGCACCACGCUCAGCGUCGGCCGCGCGCGAGCCAAGUCCAUGGUAGCUGGACUAGAGAAUGGCGGUGAGAAGGAGGAGAACUGCGAGCCGCUCAGCGUCGCCGGCAAGUCGUCAUCAGCGGAGUCCGUGCAGCUGCACGCCGGGAGUAACACUAGUACGCCAGUGGCGGCGCGCACGGCGUCGGUGCGUGCGCGGCCGGCGUCGGGGCGCGUCACCGCCGCAGAGCUGGAGGAGCUGUUCGCGAGACAGGCGGGCGCUGACAACACUGGCGGCGCUAUGAUGACGCGCUCCGCGUUCACGGGGGGCGGGGCGUCGCCGGCCGCGUCGCCCGCGCGCCAGCCGCGACGAGUGUACGCCUCUGUCGCCGACAUGAAACGUUGCCGCGGGAAGGCGCCCCCGGCCCCGGGCGGGUCGCUGCGGCGCGAGUUCCACAGCACGCCCGACCUGGCCGCCGAGCUCGCCGCGCGCCCGCCGCGAACACGCUCCAGCGAGGACGUGCACGACGGAGCGGGCGGCCCCGCGCCAUCGUGCGCGCCGCCGCCGCCGCCGGGCGCGCCCGCGUCGUCGUUCCGGCCCGCCGCGCCCGCCAAGCUGUACGCCUCGCCGCGAGCGCUCGCCCCCGUCGCCUAUCGCCCCGCACCGCCUACCAAGGGUGCGAGCGAGACGGGACGCGUUGCGCCGCGAUCGUGGGCGGGGCCGGCGCGGCCGCUGCGUACGCGGUCCGCCGACGACGCUGCGCCGCAGUACGCGCAGCCGCUCGUGCACAAGGGCAUUGGGAGACAGAACUCGACGCCCGCGCCGCCGAUCCCCGAGCCGGAUUACAGCAUGUCGGAGUCGGACGACGAGCACAAGCCCGCGCCGCCCGUCGCCGAGACCAGCGCCAACAGCAACACCAGCGGCAGCAGCAGCGGGUCGGGCUCGAUGCAGCACUCGUUCUCCGUCGACGAGAUUCAGAAGAUCCGCACGCGGCUCAAGUCGUCGCGCAGCUGCGGCGCCGAGCUGGCGGGCGAGCUGGCGGGCGAGCGCGGCGGGGAGGGAGCGGGCGAACGCGGCUCCGACGACAACUCGUCGUCCGGCGUGUCGUCCGACCAGGAGGCGCCGGCGCCGCGCCGCGACCGUGUCUCCUUCUGCGCCUCCGUCACCGUCAAGUCCGGCGACGACGUCAUCAGCACCGAGCCCGUGCACUCAAGCUCCGAGAGCCUCGCGCCGCCGCCCAUGGCGCGCCACAACUCGCUGACGCGCAAGCGCGCGGCUGCGGCGCUGCUGCGGGGCGCGGCGCGCGCGGGCCGAUCCGCCGCCGAGCGGCUGGGCGUGGACGUGGACAAGGCGCCGGGGCGGCGGCGCGCGGGGCUGCUGGCCGCGCUGCCGCCGCCGCCCGAGGAGGGCCCGCCGCCCGACGCGCCGCCGCCAGUGCUCGCGCCGCCGCCGCAGUUCAGCGACCGCGUGCGCGUCGUCGCCGCGCUGCCCAAGCUCGCCUAGACCCCGCGCCGACGACUCCGUAGUGCCAAAUCGAAAUUCCUCGAUCGUCCCGCGCUCGCGGUGACCCUCCCCCCGACGUCCCCGCGACUCGUGAAACCAAAGAUUUAUAGUAUUUAUUGUCGAGGAGUAGAGUAGUCGAUGCUAAUUUUUGUACAUUCCCCCGUCGACCGCGGGAUCGUUCGUCUCUCAGAGUCUACGUGUAUGAUUUAUCCUCUAGCGCAACCGAGUGCCAUCGUUUCUACGUUUUAAUAUAUUUUUAUAUAUGUAAAUAGCGGAGCUCCGGAGGGGCGGAGCUAUAUUAUCCGGCCAGCAGAAUAUAUAUCGCGAAAUGAAUUAUAAUGUUAAUUUUAUUAAUUUUAAUAGUUUAUAAAUGCGUAGUCUAUCGUUAAUUUAUUCGUCCGUCUCGUACAACGUCCGCUCCUCCGGCCAUCGGGCGCGUGGCCGCACGUGCGGGCCCCGGGCGGGCGGCCCCGACUCGUCAUCACCACGCCCGGCCCGCUCCGAGGUUAGCAGACUGACGUUCAAUAUCGUUCGAUGCUUUAUUAUCUCGUCCGUUCCAUUGUAUAUUUAUAUAGGUGCAUUCGCGGCGAGGUCUCGUCGGCGGCCCCCGACGGCCUAGUACAGUGUGAGAGUAUGUGACGAGUGAGUGUGCCAAAGUAUUGCAAUAGAUAAUUACAGUAGAUAGCGUGUGCCUAUGUUUCAAAAAUUAUCGUCUGAGAAAUGAAUAUAUGAUCUCCAUACGGCUUAAGGCUUUAUUUACGUAAUAACUGCCGACGGAAUCUCUCCGCCGUUAUAUUAUUGAACGCUUUCGUUCAUAUAUAACACCAAUUUUAUAGAUUCCAUUUUUAUAGAGAAGUAAAUGCACCGAACCGCACGCAGCGGGCUUCGUAUAUCUUAUAUUAUAAAUAAUUUAAAAUCGAAUGUAUAUUAUUUUAAUUUCGGGAGAUUAUCGUAUUAGUCGAAUUCGGUGUAGGGCGCUCGCGAACGGUAGACUCGGCCAGGAAUUGUCGGGCUCCAUCGUAGAGUAUACACGGAUAGUUUCGAUUUUUAUAUUUUUUAUACAAUAGUCGACUAGAUGUAGUUCCGCGCUGAGUUAGCUGAUAUUACCAAAUAGCGGCUAAUCGAGCCGUCGGCCUAGCCGUCGCGGACGAGAGACCGGAGAUUUGAAGUAAGGAUAUUGACAUCUAGCUAUAGCGGGUAGCUGUUUGCACGCCGGCCGAAAGUUGUGUGCACGCCGGCCGAUAGUUGUGUGCACGCCGGCCGAUAGUUGUGUGUACGCCGGCCGAUAGCUGCGUGCACGCCGGCCGAUAGCGCCCAGCGACUAGCCCCUAGUCGGAGCCCACACUGUAUUAGCACAAUUAUUUUGCAUUGUAUUAUGAUUGCGUUAUCUUCUUGUCACUAAUUUAAGUUGUAUAAAUGUAUUGUCUACUUAAGUAUAGGUAGCUAGCUGUAAUUAGAACUAGUGACAGGUUCGGCGCUCGACGACCCUCGAUUCUGCUGAAAUGGCGCUAAUUCGUCUGGAAAUUUCCAGAAUUUUCAUUUAGCCGCACUUUACGUUUGGUAUUCCUCCUAUACUCUUCCUGUCGGAAGGGACUCGGAGGAAGGAAGGGCUUCACAGCGAAAGAGAGUUGAGCUCGGGCGGGCGCCGCGGUUUUGUAUAAAUAUACCAACAAUUGUGUUUCAUUUCAUUUGAAUCUCAGUAUCGAACGUGUAACUACAACUUGGUAUACUUUCAAAUGAAAAAAAAUAAAUGUUUCAUCACUA